AUGCAGUCCGUCCUGCUCCUUCUGGCGGUAGCUGCCAGCGCACAAGCUUUCGGCCUGAGACACAGAGCUGAUGGUGGCGCUAUCAGCGCCUCCCACGCGGAGGCAUCAUCAACAGGCGUGGGUGCUGGACUGCUAGGCCUUGGACUCGGUGCUUCCACAAGCCACGCCUCGGCAGAAUCCGUUGGAGUGGGCCGAAGCAGCGAUGGCAUCAGUAGCUCCGAAGCACGAUCAUCAUCUGUAGGAGUCGGUGCUGGUCUCCUGGGUCUCAAUAUUGGUGGUUCUCUGAGCCAUUCCUCGUCUAAAGCCACUGGAAUGGGGAGAAGUGACAGUGGUCUCAGUGCAUCCAAAUCAGGAGCAUCAUCCGUAGGACUGAACGUUGGUAUAGGCGGCUUGGGAGUGAACCUCAAUAUUGGUACAACCAGAGGAAAGUCAUCAGCUGGUGCAGUUGGUGUGGGAAGGAGUGAGGGUGGAUUAAGCGCCUCUGAAUCUAAGGCAUCAUCAGUAGGUGUGGGAGCUGGACUGCUCGGUCUUGGCAUCGGUGGUUCUCUAAGCCAGACAUCAUCUAAGGCUGUUGGAGUUGGUAGGAGUGACACAGGCUUCAGUGGCUCAAGUGCAGAGGCAUCAUCUACAGGAAUUGGCGCUGGUCUCCUUGGAGGUGGACUGGCUGGUUCCCAGAGUCAAGCUUCAGCAGGAUCUGUUGGUGUAGGCCGCGGUGAUGGUGGGUUUAGUGCUUCUAAUGCAGAGUCUUCAUCAGUAGGACUGGGAGCAGGACUUCUGGGCUUAGGCGUUGGUGGUUCCACGAGCCACUCCUCAUCACAAGCUCUCGGAGUGGGUAGAGGUGAUGGCAGCUUCAGUGGCUCAAGUGCAGAGGCAUCAUCUACAGGAUUUGGCGCUGGUCUCCUUGGAGGUGGACUGGCUGGUUCCCAGAGUCAAGCUUCAGCAGGAUCUGUUGGUGUAGGCCGCGGUGAUGGUGGGUUUAGUGCUUCUAAUGCAGAGUCUUCAUCAGUAGGACUGGGAGCAGGACUUCUGGGUUUAGGCGUUGGUGGUUCCACAAGCCACUCCUCAUCAAAAGCUCUCGGAGUGGGUAGAGGUGACGGCAGCUUCAGUGGCUCAAGUGCAGAGGCAUCAUCUACAGGAUUUGGCGCUGGUCUCCUUGGAGGUGGACUGGCUGGUUCCCAGAGUCAAGCUUCAGCAGGAUCUGUUGGUGUAGGCCGCGGUGAUGGUGGGUUUAGUGCUUCUAAUGCAGAGUCUUCAUCAGUAGGACUGGGAGCAGGACUUCUGGGCUUAGGUGUUGGUGGUUCCAUGAGCCACUCCUCAUCACAAGCUCUCGGAGUGGGUAGAGGUGACGGCAGCUUCAGUGGCUCAAGUGCAGAGGCAUCAUCUACAGGAUUUGGCGCUGGUCUCCUUGGAGGUGGACUGGCUGGUUCCCAGAGUCAAGCUUCAGCAGGAUCUGUUGGUGUAGGCCGCGGUGAUGGUGGGUUUAGUGCUUCUAAUGCAGAGUCUUCAUCAGUAGGACUGGGAGCAGGACUUCUGGGCUUAGGCGUUGGUGGUUCCAUGAGCCACUCCUCAUCACAAGCUCUCGGAGUGGGUAGAGGUGACGGCAGCUUCAGUGGCUCAAGUGCAGAGGCAUCAUCUACAGGAUUUGGCGCUGGUCUCCUUGGAGGUGGACUGGCUGGUUCCCAGAGUCAAGCUUCAGCAGGAUCUGUUGGUGUAGGCCGCGGUGAUGGUGGGUUUAGUGCUUCUAAUGCAGAGUCUUCAUCAGUAGGAUUGGGAGCAGGACUUCUGGGCUUAGGCGUUGGCGGUUCCACGAGCCACUCCUCAUCACAAGCUCUUGGAGUGGGUAGAGGUGACGGCAGCUUCAGUGGCUCAAGUGCAGAGGCAUCAUCUACAGGAUUUGGCGCUGGUCUCCUUGGAGGUGGACUGGCUGGUUCCCAGAGUCAAGCUUCAGCAGGAUCUGUUGGUGUAGGCCGCGGUGAUGGUGGGUUUAGUGCUUCUAAUGCAGAGUCUUCAUCAGUAGGACUGGGAGCAGGACUUCUGGGCUUAGGCGUUGGUGGUUCCAUGAGCCACUCCUCAUCACAAGCUCUCGGAGUGGGUAGAGGUGACGGCAGCUUCAGUGGCUCAAGUGCAGAGGCAUCAUCUACAGGAUUUGGCGCUGGUCUCCUUGGAGGUGGACUGGCUGGUUCCCAGAGUCAAGCUUCAGCAGGAUCUGUUGGUGUAGGCCGCGGUGAUGGUGGGUUUAGUGCUUCUAAUGCAGAGUCUUCAUCAGUAGGAUUGGGAGCAGGACUUCUGGGCUUAGGCGUUGGCGGUUCCACGAGCCACUCCUCAUCACAAGCUCUUGGAGUGGGUAGAGGUGAUGGCAGCUUCAGUGGCUCAAGUGCAGAGGCAUCAUCUACAGGAUUUGGCACUGGUCUCCUUGGAGGUGGACUGGCUGGUUCCCAGAGUCAAGCUUCAGCAGGAUCUGUUGGUGUAGGCCGCGGUGGUAGUGGCUUUAGCUCAUCUAAUGCAGAGUCUUCAUCAGUAGGACUGGGCGCCGGUCUUCUUGGUUUAGGCCUUGGUGUCUCAAAUAGCCGCUCCUCUUCACAGGCUGUUGGCGUGGGUGGAGACGGAGGCAGCUUAAGUGGUACCACAGCAGCAGCAAAAUCAUCAGGAUUCGGAGGUUUUGGAGGUUCUGAGAGCCAAGCUUCAGCAGGGUCUGUGGGAGUUGGCGGAGGUGGCAGUGGAUUCAGCGCCUCUGAAGCGCAGUCUUCGUCAGUCGGUCUGGGUGCCGGGUUAGGUGGCCUUGGCCUGGGGCUUGGACUCUCUACAAGCCGUUCUUCAGCAGGAGCUGUGGGAACAAGUGGUGGUGGCACUGCACUAAGCUCCGCCCAGUCUAAAUCGUCAUCGGUGGGACUAGGUGGUGGCCUCCUCGGGCUUGGCGUUGGUGCUUCUCUUUCAUCGUCACAAGCUGCUGCUUCAGGUGGGAGCUACGGUGGGGUCAGUGCAUCUAAUGCAGGAGCUUCGUCGGUUGGAUUAGGUACUGGACUGCUUGGAAUACUCUGA
This is a messenger RNA of Schistocerca nitens (vagrant locust), 3039 nucleotides long. Its product is annotated as fibroin heavy chain-like. Lineage: Eukaryota; Metazoa; Arthropoda; Insecta; Orthoptera; Acrididae. The record is from RefSeq and is a predicted model, not a curated record. Bases 1 to 3039 code for a protein of 1012 amino acids. The transcript has 2 exons.